Messenger RNA from Erinaceus europaeus (western European hedgehog), 3195 nucleotides. It is a transcript of the gene THSD1, whose product is annotated as thrombospondin type 1 domain containing 1. NCBI's taxonomy places the organism in Eukaryota, Metazoa, Chordata, Mammalia, Eulipotyphla, Erinaceidae. The record is from RefSeq and is a predicted model, not a curated record. Gene Ontology annotation, cellular component: cell periphery. Bases 219 to 2780 code for a protein of 853 amino acids. The transcript is spliced from 5 exons.
CGCAGGCGGGGGCUGGCCAGGGCGGGGCGCGGAGGCUGAGCCGCUGCCCCAGCGCAGUCGGGGGACGCGAGAUGCUCAGCACACAGCUCUGGGCCCCGAGGCCUCGACGGCUGCUCUCCGCAGGUUUUAAUUUAUGGUGUUUUUUGAGAAAAAAAAUCACAAUUUGAAUGUGAAAAAGGACAUGAGGAGACCAAUGACCAGGGAUCUUGCUGAUCAGAAUGAAACAAAUUUUGAAAGACUUUUCAAAUCUUUUGUUGGUGGUACUCUGUGAUUAUGUUCUUGGAGAAGCUGAGUAUAUCCUCCUGGGAGAGCCAGGCCAUGUAGCACUGAGUAAUAGAACAGUGUCCGUGGACUUCCAGUAUUUUGAUGACUCCAAUGGCACACUGAGGAAUGUCUCUGUCCUUUUAUUGGAGGCCAGCACCAAUCAAACUGUCGCCACCAAGUCCCUCCUGACCAACCAGUCCCAGGGAACGCUGGAGUUCGAGUGCUUCUAUUUCAAGGAGGCUGGUAACUACUGGUUCGCCAUGAGCCCAGAAGCAGAGGGCAACAGCACUGCAGCUGCCUGGUGGGAGAAAGGAGCCUUUCUGAAGGUGGACUGGCCCGUCUUCCAUAUCGACUUGAAUCGCACCACCGAGGCUGCAGAAGGCACUUUCCAGGUGGGCCUCUUUACCAACCAGCCACUUUGCCAAUUCUCCUCAGAUGAGCCCCACAUCAUGGUGGAUACCAUCUUCAGCAACCAUUUCCCUGGGGCCAGGACCAGCCAGGGGCAGCCACUUGAGAUCAGGAUCAGCAAGAGGACAGAGCUGUCUCAAGCCCAGUGGGUAGAGAUUGGCUGUGCCCCUGUGGGCUCCGAGGCCUAUGUCACUGUGUCCUUGAAGCUGCUUGGCCAAGACUCGGUCAUUACCACAGCAGGACCCUUUGAUCUGGCCCAGAAGUUUGGUUACAGGCUGGUGAUGGCACCGGAACUCACAUGCAAGUCCCAGGUGGAAGUGCUGGUGCUGCCCCCGCCCUGUAUCUUUGUGCAAGGAGUGAUCGCUGUGUUUAAGGAGGCCCCCCGGCCCCCUGGGGAAAGGGUCACCCGGCUGGCAGAAAACAAUCUGGCCCUAGGGGAGAGGAGAACUGUGUUCAACUGUACUCUGUUUGACAUGGGGAAGAAUAAAUACUGCUUUGACUUUGGCCUUUCCAGCAGAAGCCAUUUUUCUGCAAAGAAGGAAUGCAUGCUAAUUCAGAGAAAUAUAGAAACUUGGGGACUGUGGCAGCCCUGGAGCCAGUGUAGUGUCACGUGCGGGGACGGUGUCAGAGAACGUCGCCGUGUGUGCCUGACUUCCUUCCCCUCCAGACCCAGCUGCCCUGGGAUGUCUUUGGAGGCCUCUCUGUGCUCCCUGGAGGAGUGUGCUGCUUUCCAGCCAUCCAUCCCAUCUCCCCUCCAGCCUCAGAGUCCUGCAAAGUCUAAUAACAUCGUGACGGUCACUGGGAUCUCCCUGUGCUUGUUCAUCAUCAUGGCUACUGUGCUUAUCACACUGUGGAGGAAGUUUGGCCGGACCCCUAAGUGUGGUACCCCUGCUCGGCACAACUCCAUCCACUCACCCAGCUUCCGGAAGAACUCAGAUGAGGAGAACAUCUGUGAGCUGAGUGAGCAGCGGGGUAGCCUCUCCGAUGGGGGCGAAGGGGGCAGCCUGGGGGAAACGGGCAUCCCCUUGACCUACCAGCGCAGUGUGCCUGUGACCCCUGAGGAUGAUGCCUCUGGCAGUGAGAGCUUCCAGUCAAGCGCCCAGAAAAUCAUCCCCCCUCUCUUCAGCUACCGCCUGGCCCAGCAGCAGUUGAAGGAGAUGAAGAAGAAAGGCCUGACAGAAACCACCAAGGUGUACCACGUGUCCCAGAGUCCCCUGACUGACACAGCUAUUGAUGCUGCAGCUGGCCCUCCAAUGAACUUGGAGAGCCUAGAAACCUCUGGGCAUAAGUUCAGGAUCAAAUCCCCAUUUCUGGACCAGCCUGGAGUCAGUGCUGGUGCUGGUGCUGGUGCAGGAGAGAGGCCUCCCUCCCAGCUGGAUUUCACUGUUGUAUCCCCAGCCAGCUGUGCUUUAAGCCCCAGCCAGACUCUGAUCCGGAAGUCCCAGCUUAGGCACUUGGGCAGCAGGGGGGGACUGUCUGAGAGGAGCCACCCCCAGGGUUCCCACUUCAGGAGGACGGCCAGCUUCCAUGAGGCCAAGCAGGCCCGGCCAUUUAGGGAGAGGAGCAUGUCCACACUGACGCCUCGCCAGGUCUCCUACAGGACAAGGGCCUGGGACCAAGCAAACGGCAAGCUUAGGCCCCAGAGUCGAGGUGCUAGCUUGCUUCCUGAGAAGCCAGACCCUUUCCAAGGGACUGGGGGAACCAGCAUUCCCUUGAGCCUUUCCCCCAAGUCCUAUAGCCUGGGGCAGCCUGAAAGAAAACUGGACAUGGGGGACUUCCAGGGGGGGUUCACAGCAGGUGGAGAGAGAACAGAGCCUCACAGAACUCGGAGGGGACCCUCACCCAGUCACAGGAGUGUCUCCAGAAAGCAGCCUUCCCCCAGCAUCCCCAAAGACAACUACCAGAGGGUCAGCCCUCUGAGCCCCUCACAGUGUAGAAAAGACCGAUGUCAGAGCUUCCCGACCCGGCCUGAGUUCGCCUUCUAUGACAACACCUUAUUUGGCCUCACCGAGGUGGAACAGAGGAUGCUGGACCUCCCUGGAUACUUUGGGUCGAAUGAAGAGGAUGAAACCACCAGUACACUGAGUGUGGAGAAGCUAGUUAUUUAGACUCAGCACCAGCCCAAGACUUUGUGCCAUUGGGCUCCUUUGCCCAGGAUGUGGUAUCAGCUGUGCAGACUUGGUGUGUAACUGCUUGGACAGCUGUCUGGCUGGUGGGGAAAAAAACAGCUUAGGAGUGUAUGUGUGUGUACCUGUGACCUAAUGCAUCAGAAAGAAGCUAUUUUUCCUAAAACUUCCCUUUGUCUUUUUUGUUUGCUGAUUUUUUGCUAUUGUAUUGUUUUGUUCUUUACCAGAGCACUGCUCAGCUCUGGCUUAUAGUGGUUUUGGAGAUAGAACCUCAGGCAUGGAAGUCUUUUCUGCAUGGUCUUUAUGCUAUCUCCCUAGCCACCUUCCCUUGUUAUCCAGUUCCUACUGGUUUAUUAUUAAUACCAGCGAUAAUAAAAUCUCAAGAGUAAGCUCCUCA